UUAAAAUACUAUUAUCCUCAAUAGGACCAUCCAUCCUCCUACAGAGACAGAAGUGUUUUUUUAUUUUUUUUGCCCUCUGUGUGAAGAGAGGGAGAGAGAGUGACAGUUUAAUAUAUAGGGUAAAUACGGCAAUAGAAAACACCGGACAUUCCCCAUCUGUUCUCUGUUUUCUUGUUCUUUUCCCCUCUAAAACAACAACGACUCUUUUCCUCUUCUCCAAAUUUUCCUAUAAAUAUACAAUACUAGCCGCAUUGGAGCAAAGUGCAAACUACACAGGUUUUCUUUUUUUCUUUUUUCCUUUUUCAGAAAUCCCAAUUAGCAUUAACAAGAAGAAGAUCAUAUUUUCCUCUAAUACUAAAACAAGGUGUUGAUCUUUUUAUGCGGCAGAGAUCAGAUUUGGAGAAACAGCAAGUAGAGAGAGAGACACACACACAGACCCUAGUGCAGAGAGAAGAGUAAAGAAUGGGAGUGAAAUACGAGGCAGUAAAAGGGCACGAGGAGAAUGGCGGCGAAGAGGGUGGUGGGCGAGGAGUGAUCACGGCGGACCGGACGGCCACAAAAGCGGCGAUGAACAUGAUCGGCCAAGGCCACCGUGAUCUGGAAUUGGGUCUCCAAAUCCCGGCAAAGCAAGAACAACGACAACCUCGUCUUGUUUCACUCGACGUUUUUCGCGGUCUCACUGUUGCGUUGAUGAUACUGGUGGACAAUGCUGGUGGAAGCUUUCCUGCUAUCAACCACUCGCCCUGGAAUGGACUAACCCUUGCUGAUUAUGUCAUGCCAUUUUUCCUCUUUAUUGUUGGUGUUUCCCUUUCACUUGCCUACAAGAAAUUGCCAUGCAAAGGCAUUGCAACAAAAAAUGCAGUGCUACGAACGCUGAAGCUUCUAGUAUUGGGCCUUGUUCUGCAAGGAGGUUAUUUCCAUCGAGUGAAUGAUCUAACUUUUGGAGUGGAUAUCUCUCAAAUGAGAUUGAUGGGCAUACUACAGAGAAUUGCCAUAUCAUAUUUUGUGGCAGCGUUGUGUGAGAUUUGGCUAAAGGGUGACUCUAAUGUUGACUCAGGAUCAUCUUUGCUUAGGAACUAUAAAUUUCAAUGGGCCGUCGCUUCGAUGCUUUCUAUUGUAUAUAUUGUACUGUUAUACGGCAUAUACGUUCCUGAUUGGAAGUACCAAAUUCCGAUUCAUGAAACCUCUCUCUCUCAACCUAAAACAUUUUUGGUUAAAUGCGGAGUAAGGGGUGACACUGGACCAGCUUGUAAUGCCGUUGGAAUGAUUGACCGUACAAUAUUUGGUAUUCAGCACCUAUAUAGAAGACCAGUUUAUGCACGAACAAAGCAAUGCAGCAUUAACUCCCCAGAUUAUGGACCCCUGCCUCCUGAUUCUCCUUCUUGGUGCCAAGCCCCUUUUGACCCUGAAGGAAUUUUAAGUUCGUUGAUGGCCAUUGUUACCUGCUUGGUCGGCCUGCACUAUGGGCACAUCAUUGUCCAUUUUAAGGACCAUAGGAAUAGAAUCCUUCAUUGGUUAAUACCGUCCUCUUCUCUUUUAGUGUUGGGCUUUGCCUUGGAUUGGUUUGGUAUGCAUGUGAACAAGGCUCUCUACACAUUUAGUUACAUGUGCGUCUCGGCUGGUGCUGCGGGCGUCGUCUUUGUUGCUAUUUACUUGAUGGUGGACAUGUGGAGAUACAGGCGUGUGGGAAUGUUGCUCGAGUGGAUGGGGAAGCAUGCUCUCCUCAUUUUUGUUCUUGUCGCCUGCAACUUGAUCCCAAUUCUCCUCCAAGGAUUCUAUUGGCGGCAACCUCACAAUAACAUUCUUAGCGUAUUCGGGGUCAGAACAUGAAGGCUAACAUCAUUUGUUGACAACACGAGGUUUAUCACCCC
Molecule: messenger RNA, 1871 nt
Organism: Morus notabilis
Lineage: Eukaryota; Viridiplantae; Streptophyta; Magnoliopsida; Rosales; Moraceae
Product: heparan-alpha-glucosaminide N-acetyltransferase
Exons: 14
Coding region: 463-1830 (455 amino acids)
Source: RefSeq, a predicted model, not a curated record